This is a messenger RNA of Symsagittifera roscoffensis, 1856 nucleotides long. RefSeq names its product TBC1 domain family member 22B-like. Gene Ontology annotation, biological process: activation of GTPase activity. NCBI's taxonomy places the organism in Eukaryota, Metazoa, Xenacoelomorpha, Acoela, Convolutidae. The record is from RefSeq and is a predicted model, not a curated record. The coding region runs from base 124 to 1518 and encodes 464 amino acids. Gene Ontology annotation, molecular function: GTPase activator activity. The transcript has a single exon.
UGGACUAAAUCCGAUUUUCGUUUUUCAGAUGGAAAUUUUAUUGCCCACUUUAUAAUAACUAAAGCUGACUGUGUCUGUAUGUUUAUUUCAUCAUGAUGUAGCAAAUAAUUCGAAGAAUAAAUUAUGUGGAACCGAAACAGCAGGGUUCCUGGCUCAGUUCAGCCAGUAUAUGGCGCCCAGCAUCCACCGCUGGGUCUCAGCCAAAGCACUGGAACAUCUUCUCCCGCCAAAAACCAGAAAGCCAAGAACUUCGACGAAUUCCAACAACGCACUCACGAUGCAUGGGAGUUUUCGAACGACGACCUCACGGCUCUUGGUUUGGGAAAAGUAUUUCAAGAUGUAGCAGAGAGUACGGCGAAUUCAGUGAUCGAAAACCACAAAAAGAUCAACAAAACUGGUUUCAGUUCCAGUCCGACAAAUGCUGCCAACAAUGGAAGUAGUCGCCAACAAAGUAAAGCCCGCCAGGAGUUUGACCCCGACGUACCGGAAACAUAUCCGAGACCGAACUCUCGAGAAAGAGACAAGAACGAAAGAGAGGCAAUCAAAUUGAGAAAGUUUGAAGAAGUUCUGAGCGAAGAUCCAAUAAAUAUAGAGAAACUCAGAGCGCUGUGCUGGAAUGGUAUCCCAAUCAAGUUGCGACCGAUUUCGUGGCGUCUUCUAACAGGCUACCUGCCAACAAGUAAAAGUAGACAGAAAGAAACUUUAGAGAGAAAACGGAAAGAGUAUUUUUUAUUCGUGGACAAAAUUUUCAAUGGCACAACUGAUUUCAACCAGGAUACGUAUCGUCAGAUCAAAAUUGACAUUCCUAGAACAAAGCCGUUGAUCCCUCUGUUUCAAAAACCUCAAAUCCAACUCAUGUUUGAACGAAUUCUCUACAUAUGGUCCAUAAGACAUCCAGCAAGUGGUUAUGUGCAGGGAAUAAAUGACCUCGUAGUGCCAUUCUUCACUGUAUUCCUCUCAGAAGUCAAUGGGUACAAGUACGUAGAUGACUUAGACAUUUCGGAACUAAAGGAGGAGCAUCUUAGAAGCAUAGAGGCGGAUGCUUUCUGGUGUCUGACUAAACUACUGGAUGGUAUUCAGGAUAACUACACGUUUGCCCAGCCAGGAAUUCAGAGCAAAGUGUCAGCAUUGAAAGACCUCAUGAAGCGAAUAGAUUGUGGUCUUCACGAGCAUUUGGAGGAUUUGGAAGUGGAAUAUCUGCAGUUCGCUUUCAGAUGGAUGAACAAUUUGCUCAUGCGUGAAAUACCACUCCAGUGCUCUAUCCGUCUAUGGGACACCUAUCAGUCUGAGCCAGAAGGCUUUUCCAAUUUCCAUCUCUACGUAUGUGCUGCUUUUCUCAAGUACUGGUCCCGUGAGUUAAAAGAGGAAAAAGAUUUUCAAGGCGUGCUUUUGAAAUUGCAGAACCUACCGACAUACCACUGGCGCGACAAUGAAAUCAACCAGAUACUGGCUCAGGCGUACGAAUUAAAGUGUAUGUUUGCGGAUGCUCCGAGUCACUUACAGAACAACAGCAGUUGAUCCACAAGACGUCUCGAUUUGCAACCUUGCCCUGUUAAUAGAUAAGCGCCCAAUUCGCGACGCUCUGUCAAAGAAUCAGCGCUCUACUAUUGACAUAUUUGUCAGUUAUGAAGUUAUAGACUAAUUUUGUUCAAUUACAACUGCUAGUUAAUGUCAGAGUUUCGUUGUCCGUUUUUGAUCAUUUCCCCCGAUAUAAAAUAUUAUUCAAUAGUAAUUUUUGAUGUUAUAUUGUCAGCCCGCAGUAGUUUACUAUUGUAUCUACUUAAUAAUUGUAAGAUAUAUUAGAUUGGGUUCUUAUAAUUGCUUUAGAAAAGUAUGGUAUAUAUUUGAAACUUGAA